AUGCCUUGCAAGAGGUUGCAGAUCUAUCAUUCACUUCCCAUUUCGUUCUGCGGAGAACUUCCCAACCAAGCAAUUUCUUCUUCCUUCUCUUUCGCCAAUUCCACUGUAACCCUCACCCAAGAAAAGAAGCAACACACCAAAGUCUGGGGAAAUCUGGCUCCAAUCGCCGUUGUCUCCAUCAAAGACCCCAUAACGAUGUCACGUUCCCCAGAGAACCCACUGCGGAAAGGCUCCGUCUGGGAGGAUAGAAUCCAUAAUUUUAUUCUGACCGCGCCGGUGAACUUGGUUUCUGGGAGUUGAGCGCUGGGCAGGCGAUGAGAUGGUGAAUUGAUUUAAAGCAGAUUCAUAUGCCUCUUGGCCUUUUUGGUUGACAAAACUCCUCGGCAUCGUCGGAUCACGAUUCCCAGGGAAUUUUUGUCCCUCAGCUCUUCCUCUGGGUCUUGGUAUCGGCGAUGUUACUUGAGUCCAAAAACCCCACAACACCGUUUCUCUGACCGUUUUUUGAGGAUGUAAAACUGUCGCACUUCCCCAAUUCAUCACCACCACCACCACCAUCAGGCAACCUACCUGCGACCCCCUUAAACGACCACACCACACCAUCACUAUAACCUUUGCAUCUUUCCAGUCCGCUUCCAAAUUACCCAUACCUGCCCUCCCCCUAUCCCUCCUAUUCUCCUGCGUCAAAUCUGGCAGCUUACCUUUGCAUCCAAAUUACCCUGUUUGCUUUUGCUUGCUUGCUUGCGUUUCACCCGCCCAGCAGCAGCUGCUAUAUCCCACAGGAAGAGAGAGGGGCGAAUGUUGUGAAACAACACACACUUCAGGUUCGCUUCCGCGGGGGAUAGAUUGAUUACCACCCAACCCUUCUUCUGUGUAGUUUUUGCCCCGCUUCCACCCAAAUAGUUUGAGUGGGGGGUCGCUCUUAACUCAGCCAGCCACAACACCAGCAGUCCGGCUCGCCCAUUCUCGGUUGUGGUCUGGGGGAUAGCUACCUUAUGUAGAACGAACGUCCCAGAAUUUUGGGGCGAAGGGAGGGGGUUCUUGGAUAGGAUAUACUCACCAGCAAACUGAGCCGGGUAGCACACGCUCUUUGGUCGUACCGGGUCAUUAGUUGACUUUCCCCGGUUAUACCUGUUUUAUGGACUGUUGUGAUGGUGCAACGAAAAAAAUUGGCUUGUUAACAAUGCAGUCGGCGGGUGUAUACAUGGAGAGAAGAAAACCCGUCCAGUGUUACCUUUGAAAGCUCUGAUGCUCAAACCCAGAGAGCUCCGAAAAUCCCGGAAAGAACAGACAUGGCAGCUGGCGAAUCAAACAAUCGUCCUUCAAUGUUGCUUGAGAGCAGCUGAAAGAGACGAGGGGGGUUGGCACGAUGAUAUUGGCCGAGAUAUGCUUCCCCUGGGCAACCAAACUAUACCCCUUGGAUUGGUGGUGCAUGUGGACAACUUUCCCAUUCAGCCCUGCUUGUGAAAGCCUGUUCGUUCUGAUAGUUAGUAUGUUUUAAAAUAUCUCUAAAGGCCUAUUAGCUAUCUUGAAAGGCCUGUUAACUAUCUUUAAAGGCAUGGUUUACGAUACC
Molecule: messenger RNA, 1570 nt
Organism: Podospora pseudocomata
Lineage: Eukaryota; Fungi; Ascomycota; Sordariomycetes; Sordariales; Podosporaceae
Exons: 3
Coding region: 1-300 (99 amino acids)
Source: RefSeq, a predicted model, not a curated record